Messenger RNA from Vitrella brassicaformis, 8760 nucleotides. The record is from the annotation of a GenBank genome assembly. NCBI's taxonomy places the organism in Eukaryota, Vitrellaceae.
CCUUGCCACACACACGUAUGCAUGCAUGCUUGCUACACGUCCUUCAUUAGCCAUUUCUUCAUUCGUCUCACCUCACGCGCCGUCACCUCUCUGCACAGAGUCUCCCUCCCUCUCUGUCCACACGCCGUCCGUCCGUUCGUCGGGCUGGCGGGCUGGCGGGCUGGCUAUCACGCGCAAAGCCACUCAGUCAGUCGUCGUGACGCAGGCAGGCAGGCAGAAAUGGGCAACACACACACUCUCUGCGACACACACUUAGCUACACACCGAGACACACGCGCGACACAGUAAACGACAGACAGGGGCCCCGAGGCAGGCGCACGCAGGACAACACAGCACAGCACAGCACACAGCACAGCUCAGCUGGCAUCGUGGCUGUGUGUGCGUGCUGGGUGAGGUGAGUGGGUGCCAGUGGGUGAGGGGGGGCGGGCUGCCAGUCCCCAACUCGUACGGACACACGGGUACAGAGCGAUAUGACUGACAUGAGGUCGAGAGAGGGAGGAGUGUACGAGGGAUUGCAGCAAAUACACAAGACGAACAACAAACAGGUGUCUUCCCAAUAAAUCCAUAACACACAGAGAGGUCUAUGGACGUAUGGCCGGCCAGCUGUAAGAAGGAAUCAACCGAUGGAUGGAUGGAUCUUGACGGGUGUAGGCAUGGCAUCGCACACACACACACACAGGCAGGCAGGCAGGCACACUGGUCGACGGAUGGAUGGAUGGGUAGCUUGAUUGAUAAAAUGGUGGGCACGAAUGCGCUGACGCAGGCAAGCAAAAGGGACACACAGCCCCCUCCCACCCACCUUCACAACACACACACACACACACACAUUGGCUGACUGACUGGCUGACAUUGGCACACAAACAUACGUAAGCAAAGGGGCGGGGCGGGUGGAUGGGGAGGGGUCCAUCCAUCCAUCCGUGGAGGCGAGGCUGCCAAUCGAUCAGCGGACAUUAUCUGCUAUGAAGUUGAUGAAGCGCUCUGGCGUGCAGAAGGGCACACAGCACACAUAGCGCGAGAAUGAUCAUAUGUCUCUGGUGUGGUGUGUGUAUCGGUCGGUGUCGUACCUACCGGCAUACUGUGGCGGCGGGACGCACGAGAUGCCUUUGCGGUCAUAGCGGACGGACUUGACGGCAUACUCCAGGAUCUUGCGAUUGCUGCACACACACACACACACACAAACACAAACACAAACACAAAGAAACAAACCACACAGCAUUCACUCGUGGGCCAAGAUGUGUGUGUGAGUCGGCUCCGUCGCUCACUCGUAGAGCGUGAGGAAGUCGAUGAUGCCCAGGUAGUAGAUCUGCUUCUCGUCAGACGACAACAUGCCGCCGCAAAACUCCUGCUCACAGGAACCACAAUCCACAAAAUACAUUGACACAUUGACCCAUGCCGGCGGAGAGAAGUAUAUGUUAUGUCCCCCUGUGUCUGUCUCCACUUGUCCCCUGCUCAAAGCUCACCUCAUGGAAGGGCACCCUGGGUCCGGGCGGUCUCCCCUGCAAGAUGGCCUCGUUGUCGGUAUCGUCGCCUCCCCCGUGUGGCUGAGACGACCCCCCGCCCUCUCUGGGCGUGUAGACGGCAUCGCCGGCUCCAGACGCCGACGCACCGAUGUUGGUGGACGACCCUGGGGAGGAGCGGAAUGGCGCCACGGCCAUCAUGCCACGGGUGGGCGUGUGGGACGCCUGCACGCGGCUCGCCGGCGUGUCUGACAGAGGCAGCUCCUCGGGAUUCGUCAUGUCUAGUGACCACAGCCACCAACACAACACACGGAACAAAACAAUGAAUGAAUGAAUGCACACCGAGCGAGAGAGGGUGUGAGUGGGUGUACCUCCCUACCUCUGUCGUGUAUGCCGAGCAGCAGUGAGUAGUCGAUGAUGUGGUGGUCUUCGAGGAAGUGGGCGUCGCUCGUCAACUGGGACACCAGCGCGGCACGACGCUCGGAGCCCAAGUUCAACUGAACCAACCAAUAUAAUGGAGGACGGGUCGGUGCGUCAAGGACACUCCUUGGUCGUGUGUACCUACCUACCUGUUCCCUGCGGACUCUGAAGUCGUUGUCUUUGAGUGCGACAGUCCGGUCUGGCGGGUCGCCGAGCUUCUCGGGCCGCGUCGACCGCCCCACCCAGGAACCCUUCAGGUCGUACCUGACACAUACAUCCACUCAUUGACACACACAUACAAGGGCUCAUCCAUCGGGGGGUGGGGUGAAAGCCAUGAUGCACUUCUUAACCACAAGGCGCACCUCCGCUGUAUCUCGACGGGCGUGUUGAAGAAAUUGCCCAUCACCACAAAGUACAGCUUGACCACCUCUGCAGCACCAACAAGGACAAGGAAGGACGACCCGCCAGAGACGGACGGACGGGCAAAUCGAUGACUCUCCCUCCUGCGUCUAGGCAGAUGGAGUGUGCGCUAAGUUACUUGUGCUAACGAAGGUCUUCUUGGUCAACCUCAGGCCGUGCAGCCCAUAGAACCUCCACACACCACACACAAAGACACAAACGUCUCCCUCUGUACGUGUGUGUACUUGGCUCCCUCCCUCCUUCGCUCCCUCCCUCCCUCCCUCCCUCACUUGCAGAGCAGCGUGUGUGGGUUUGCCCUGAGGUAUGCGUAGUAGUCCUUGAGGAGGCUCCUGAAGAACCGCGCCUCUGCGGGCGUCAUGGUCUUGAUCAUGAACCGCCCGUCGGCCGUGUAGUAGAAGAACGCGCCGCUCUUGCCCUCACUCGACAGCUCAGACAGAGACGACAGGUUACCAAGCACCAUGUUGCCCUGCCAGGCGGGAGCCAAUUAUGAUAUGAUUGCCGACCGGUACACGCACGCAGAAGACAUGUGUUGUGAUGUGAUGUGUUGUGGUGUGGUGUGGUGUGGGUUGCUGACCAUGAGUUGCUCCGGUCCGACGGACCGCAGGUACUCGUCUGCGUCGACGCCAAACCUCUCCCGAAUCUUGCGAAACACAAAUGGCGCGUAGUCGAUGAAACGCGUCACCUGAAUCAACCCAUACAUACAUACAUGAGAGACGAUGCCCCCCACCCACCCACCCACACACACACAAACGCAUCUCCUGCCCCUCUGUCUGUCUGUCUGUCUGUCUGUCUGUCUGUGGCGCUGACCGUGAAGCUCUUUGCUGCCGUGUCGAGUAGGUGUCCCAGCCGAGGUGCCAGGGUGAGCUUCUCCUUCAUCUCAAAGUCAGCCGACAUGAUCUGCCGGUUGGGGGCGUUCUCGAUGCUACCCACUCCCUGACGGAUACCCAACAUCAUGUUCAGAACCUGCACACACACACAGAGACAGACAGAGGGAGUCAGGCAGGCCCCACUGACUAGGACAGAGGCAUGCACGUGACUGACCAGGUUCCAGUUCUCGUGGCCAAAGUGGAUGGCGAGCCCCUUCUUGGGACCCAGCAACCGGUACUGACGCUGAGUCCUCCUCCGGUGCCGCCGAUCUGCACACGCACAGACAGAGAGGGAGGGAGGAGGGAGGGAUGGCGGCGACGGGCUGGCUGGGUCGAGUGCACAGACGGGCGGGGGGGCGGAUGGAUCAAUGGAUGGAUGGAGGGACGUACCUCUCCUUGUGCCGGUGGGGAUGUUCUGCAUCACCGAGGCCCUCCUGAGGGAUGAAGCAAGCAAGGAAAGCCAGACAGACGGCAGUGUGAUGCAGUGCAGUGCAGCCCAUGCAGUCAGCCCCAUCUCCGUCCAUCCUUACCCGCCGGUGCCGCCCAUCCACCCGGUACUGACAUGCAUAGGCCCACACCCACACCCACAGGUGAACCACAGAUACAUACCAACAGUGAUGUCCCGUUGUGGUGCGUUGUAUGGUGUGGUGUGGUGUUGUGUGGUGUGGCGGUGUGUGGUACCCACCCUGCUCGGUCGACGGGCAUGGUGACGCUGCCGGGGCCACCCCGCACGUAUGCCUCGACGGCAGGCGAACGGACAGACUGCACCAGCCAGCCAGCCAACCGAACAGACAACAAACAGCACACGUGAGGCACAUGGGUGGGUGGUGUGGUGUGCAUGAUUGUUUUGUGUGGGUGGGUUGGGUGGGGAUGAGGUGCUUACGGGGUCAUCGAUGUCGUUGAGGUCGAGGGGGAGGCCCGCACGGCCGUCGGGGAAGGACACCUUCACCUGACGCAUACUGACACCACACACAUAAGCACACAAGAACGGACCCGGUCCUUCCCUCAGAGUGGCAGAGUGGUGUCCGUCUGUCUGGCUGGCUGGGUAGGUGGCUCACGUGCUCGUGUCGGGCUCCCCUUCCUCCCUCUCUAGCGAUUCUCGCCGACUACCAAGCCUGCACCAGCCAACACACAGACAGACAGACAGACGGACAGACGAGAGAUGGACGGGCCGACGACAUUGAAUGUCCGAUUGCCCGACCUCGAUGCGGGCAGUGAGGAUGUGGUGUCUGAGAUGCGCGUGUCCUUCGACACGACCGGGAGGUUGGCGGGCGGCUCCACAGCCACGACGCCCGAGUCCGUCAUGACGCCCUCCACCGCCACGGCAGAGGGCGAGUGGCCCCGGUCCAGCCCCGCAAUCCCAUACGCAGGAUGCUCGGUGCUCGACGACUCGUCCACCGUCCUGACUCAUGGACGGACGGAUGAAUGCAUGCAUGCAUCACAGCGACAGACACCACUACAGCGUGACGAUUAGUUGCUCGGCCGUGUCCCCCCCAUCUAUCCAUCCCUACAUCCAUCCCUCUGUCUGUCUGUCUGUCUGUUGUGCGGUGCAAUAUGGCUGGUCGGGUGCCUUGCCUUACGGUUCUCUGUCGAUCAUGUUGAGGAGGGCCAGGACCUUCUGCUGCAGCCUCAGCAUGUAUUGGGUGUAGCGCGGGUCCAUACGGCCAGGAGGGGCGCUGAAACGACCAGCAUCGCCCGCAUCCUGGGACGGCUCGGGCGGCUGCAGGGGGGUGGGGGCCGGCCUUUGGGGCGGCAUGGUCAGCCGCUCAGUCGGCUUCACCACCUGCGUCAUGGCCUGCGGGGUCAGCGGGGGCACCUCUACCUGCAGAAAGCGCACGUACGACACACAGACAGACAAGACUCCCUUCUUGUUAUCUCCGGACAUCCAUCUCUGUCUGUCUGUCUGUCUGUCUGUUGUGGGCCGACCUUGGCUUUUGUAGGAGCCCUCUCUGCGCCAGGUUCGCCCUCGCCAUCGCUCCUCUCCCUCUUGACGGGGAACCGCAUCGGCUCUGCAGUUGUGGCGGCCAUGCCCACCACAACCUCCUGCGGCUUCAAUCCUGGCGCCCUCACCACACCGUCACGGCCGCCCGUUUUCCUUGUGUCCUCUUGCCUCUCCCCGUCCUUGACACGCGCACCACUGGUAUCACCAGGAGGGGCAGGAAGGGCCGCGGCCGUCGUGACAGGCAGCUUGUUGUUGGCCUCCUCGGCCGCUGGUGGCUUCUGCCCGUCCUGCAUCGACCCCGACCCGCCUAGGAUGGUGGUGAGCGACGUCAUCAGCCCAGACGUGACCACAAACGUCGACGGGUAGUCCUCGGCCUGCGACCCCGUGCCCUCGACGGGUUCGGGCGGCGUAAGGGCAGUGGUCUCUGGCGGCCGUGCGGGGGAUGUGGUGGGCGCCCGAGUCGAACCGGUGCCGGGCGGCGGCGACCUCGGGGCCGAUACUGCGGGCUGGUCGAGGUCGCCUGUGUCUGACAGGGGCGGGAACAGAGGCGCCAGGACGGGUAUGGGGCUGGACGUGGUGAGGGAGGGAGAGGGGGGGCAGCUGGACUGGGCGGCGGGGAGCAGAGGAAGAGCGACGGGGGGGGAGGGCGUGGGGCCCGCUGGGGGCUGUUGCUGGGGUGCUUCUUGUUGCUGCGGGGGCCGGUCGUCGGCCUCGGGCCUCUCGUGAGGAAGCGCCUCGGGCGGGACGACCAACGGAGGGUGUCGAGCGAUGCACACAGGCCAGCAAGACCACUGCAGACAGACAGGUCAACCAACCAGUCAAUCAACCGACAGGCAUCCAUCGCAUCCACCGCACCCCCCAGCCACCUGACCUGAGGUUUGCGUGGUGGCUUGGUGGCCCCACCCAUCGACACUGCCAUCUCUCCUGCCUCAUGCCCAUCGUCACCACCGUGGCCCUGCUGCCCCACGGGCGCGAGAGCCUGUCGGAGGUAGUCUGCGAUGGCCUGGUCGAGCCGCUGGUCCAGUCCCGCUUGGCGCAUCCAGCCCGUGUUGAAGGUCAGCGAGCUGCGCAGCGUGCCAUUGCUGGCGGCGAGGGACCCGCCGCUGCCGUAAGUGCCCUUGCUGUGGCCGGGGCCGCCCGAGGAGGACUGCUUGGGGUCAGAUGACGACCCGUAGGGCUGUGAGGUGCCAUUGGAUGACGAGAAGGGGUAGCUGGAGGUGUAGUUGUAAUCUGAGCCCCCGCCGACGCCCGCCCCUGCCUCGCCAUAGAGUGAGACGAAGGGCACCGACUCGGUGGGCCGCCUUUGGGGGGGUGGGUGCCGUUGCGGGACAGGUUGUGGUUGGGGGGUCUGUGGUGUGGCAGGGGGUGCCGAGUGGGCGGCCGGCGGCUGGGGCGACGCCAUCUGGGAGGCGCCUACCGAUGCCGUCUGCAGGCUGCUGUCGGGCCGCCGGUCGCCGCUGUCCAUGCGGAACAGCACGGCAUUUGCGUCAAGAAAACCUGUGCUCACCUGGUCACAGUUCCAACACAGAUAGGUACACGAACCCAUCAAUCCAUCCAUCAAUCACUCUUGAAAGGCUGUCGGUGCGUCCGUCCGUCCACGAGGUGCGUACGUACCAUGUUAUCGACAGUUUUGGUGAGGAGGUCCCUGAUGGCGAGGAGUUCGUGUCGGAUGUACCUCAUGCGGCCGCUCUCCCGGGGCGUGUCGGUGGAGAACCGCGGCGACACGGCCAGCAUGCCGUCGCGGCCGAACUGGGCUGUGGGGUCGCGCAACAACCCACUCACGCCGGGGGUGCCCGGAGAUACACCCACUCCUGAACCAAACAACACAACCAGCCCACCGACAUGACAUAGAGGCGGGGUCGGUCCGUCGGUCGGUCGGUCUGUCUGUCUGUGCCAGAGAGUGAGUGUCAUUUGUGAUGACGGACCGCUUCGCUUGUUGGGGCUCCUGGCAGCGCGGGAAGAGCUGAAGCCAAAGGGAAGGACACCUGACAAAUACAUAUGAGACAUACAGCCACACAGGCGGGGAAAAGGGGCGUGCCGCGCUCCAAUUGUCGGUGCGCUCGCUGCUCACCGAGAAGAGCCAAGAACUCCGGGCUAUGCUUGACCGCAUUCUUGUAACUGCAAUCGCAGAAUCAAACCAACCAAACCAAACCAAAGGAAUGCAAAGCAACGCAGCGAACGAAAUACACAGCAGCCCACUGCACGUGCAGAUCUGUCUCUCUGUCUCUCUGUGUGUGUGUGUGUCACCGACUCUUCGAGUGUCAUUCUGAGCUUGCCGUCCUCUCCCGGGCUGGCAAGACGCAUGAACAAGUGCUGCAUGUUGACGUCCGACAAAUCCACUGACCAGCCCCAUCGAUCGAUGGAUGGAUGCCAACACAAACAGACAGACAGACAGAUGGUGCGCUCGUUGUCCAACCAUUCGUUGUGUGCAGUGUAGACGUGCAGGUCAGUCAGGUUGGUAUGGUGUUUACCUACCUUCGGGUCUGCCAGGCACAAGUGACGAUAUGGUCGUGUCGACGCACCGCACCAUGGCCUUGAAUUCGUCAUAUGUGAUGAAGUUGGGGUCCAUCCCACGCUCAAUCACCACAACCCCACCCCGACUCACACCGCCACCACCACCACCACCACCAGCACCAGCCGCAGUUGUCGUACUUGUGGCGGACACACCACCCUGUGUGCCGCUCGAUGGCACAUCUGGGGUGGACACGCUCCGUCGGGCGGAAAGGGCUGGCAGUACGCCGUUGCACCUCCCCUGCACCAGCUUCUCAUCGUCCCGUGAGUCCUUGUGCGGCAGCUCCUUGCCGUCUGGUGGAUGUGACGGCCCUCCAGCGGCGGCCUCAGCGGCAGCCCGCUGCUGCUGUGCCCGGUGGAGGCGGACACUGUUGGCGUUGAGGAUGCGGAAGGAGAGCUCGAGCUUCUCGUCCUCGCUGCCGCGAAUCAUUAUGCCCAGGGACGUCACAAACUCAAAGAAAUCAAGCUAAGGGACACAUAGACAGACAGACACAGAAAAGCAGAGCAGAGCAGAGCAGACACAGAUUCGCUCGGUCGCUGAUGAGAUCGACGGACUGACAAGCAGCGCUAUGAGUGCAGCCUCCCUGAUUGCCUGUCUGUCUGUCUGCCUGUCUGGGUACGUCAGUCGAUCUGUCGCACGUGUAGAGCCCAUGUGCUUGUGUCGAUGUCUGUGUGUACCUCUCCGUCAUUGUUUUGGUCGAAAGCCUCGAACAUGCUGUCGGGCAGGAAGGGGUCGUCGAGCAUGCCCAGAUACCCAAGUGUUUCCCGAAAUCGGGCCUUGCUCAUGUGGCCCGUCGGGCAGAUGCGGCGGAACCUCGCGUAGAGCGCCUGAAUCUCCUUGGGCGUGAAGCGGUCCUGCAUCUCUUUGCGCACCUUCUGCAGGGUCUCCACAUCCACGCGACGCGGCACAGGCGCAUCAGCCGCCGGGUGGUCGUCGACGACGCCACGGACGCGCCGACAGCUGCCCAGUCCACACGACAUCGACUGACGGUAGGCCGCCGCCUGCUAUGGCGGUUCCGGCAAGUUGAUAGAAAGAAGCCUGGCAAGCUGAGUAGAGGGCCAAAUCACAACAAGUGGAGCACAGCUGCUUCCACAACGACGGCAGCCCUCCAAUCCUUCUCAAGAGAAGAAAAUGACGUUUCCA